AUAUACUCGACGUUUGUCUACUCGCUCUCAGUCCGACUCAGUUCCACAAUGAGUGGGACAGAGACAGGCAAUUGCGAUGAGGAGGAAAGAGAAAUAUGUGAUCAAGUCGAUUCACAUGAACCGAAAAAAAAGAAAAAAGUCUACAAGCUUUGCAACUGGAUCCGUGGAGCAGUCUUGUUUUGCUUCUGUUGCUUUCGGAACCCAAAAGAUGAGAAAAAUGCUGACUCUACAUCGAUGACUUUAGUUGAAUCAAUCGAUGCCGUGGAACUCGGAAGAACUCCAAACUAUGAGAAAACUGCAGCAUUGAAAAAGCCUUCAAAGGCAUCUGGCGACAAUGAUAACAAAUAUCCGGGAUUGCCAAUGAUGCCAGCAGAGAAAACUCAGUCAUUUGAAAAUAUACCCGGAGCGGUAUUUGACGAAAAAGAGUUGGUCGUGUCAAAGGUCGAGGGCAAAAUUAGACUCCGGAGACCGAAGACAGCGCCAGUCAAUCGAACAGACCCUGCAACAAGAUAUUUCCCACCUGUGGCGUUCUGGACUCCUGUAGAUAUCAAACAAAGCGAUAUCUAUAAAAUUGAUCGUAAUCUUCCGAACCUCAAGCUUCAUAUUCAAACGUGCAUUAAAUCAAGAAGAAACAAGACGAGAUUUCUCAAACCUUUGGAGUUGACACCUACUGGAAGAAAAUACGGAACUGAGGACAACGUGAGGAAAAUGCGACCAAAAACGGCACCACCUACACGAAAAGGCAAUGCAGACUUUCCAUCACUUGCAUUUUGGGCUCCAUUUGACAUAAAAAGAUGCGAUUUGAACAACAUAAAUCGUAAUCUACCAAGCCUACAAGAUUACGCACGAGCUCGCCCCAAGUCACGUAGAAACAAGAGAAAAAGGAGAAAAAGAAAGUUACCUUCGGAUGAAGAUUGCAAGAUUAGAGCUGAUGUUUGA
This is a messenger RNA of Styela clava, 939 nucleotides long. RefSeq lists its product as uncharacterized. Lineage: Eukaryota; Metazoa; Chordata; Ascidiacea; Stolidobranchia; Styelidae. The record is from RefSeq and is a predicted model, not a curated record.